Aspergillus nidulans FGSC A4 is the source of this 1409-nucleotide messenger RNA. RefSeq names its product succinate--CoA ligase (GDP-forming) subunit alpha. The transcript has 7 exons. Gene Ontology annotation, cellular component: mitochondrion. The record is from RefSeq and is a predicted model, not a curated record. The coding region runs from base 166 to 1155 and encodes 329 amino acids. Gene Ontology annotation, biological process: tricarboxylic acid cycle. NCBI's taxonomy places the organism in Eukaryota, Fungi, Ascomycota, Eurotiomycetes, Eurotiales, Aspergillaceae. Gene Ontology annotation, molecular function: succinate-CoA ligase (ADP-forming) activity; catalytic activity.
CCGUGUCUCAAACAUCAAUUGCUGCUCGCUUCCUAUUGUCAUCCUUUCUUUCCCACUCUCCCCUCCUCCUAUAAUUUCAGUUCUGACCUUGCCCGUCUGACGGUGCAAUUCUCCUUCUCUUCUUUGCGUCCCGUCUUUUUCUCUCAUUCCCACCCGUCAGUCGCCAUGCAAGCCUUUCGCCGGAACGCGGUCUCUGCCCUUCGCAACGCUGCUGCCACCCAGCGCCGCGCAUACACUCCUGGUUCUUACGCUGAGACUGUCAACAACCUUCGCAUCAAUGCCGAUACCAAGGUUCUUUUCCAGGGCUUCACUGGAAAACAAGGAACUUUUCACGCUGAGCAGGCGAUCGCCUACGGUACUAAGGUUGUUGGCGGUACCAACCCCAAGAAGGCCGGCUCUACACAUCUAGACCUCCCAGUUUUCGCCAAUGUCAGCGAGGCUGUCAAGGAGACUGGUGCCACUGCUUCGGCCAUUUUUGUCCCUCCUCCUCUCGCUGCUAAGGGUAUUGAGGAGGCCAUUGAGGCUGAGGUGCCUUUGGUUGUCUGUAUCACUGAGGGUAUUCCCCAGCACGACAUGGUCCGUAUCACCGAUAUCCUGAAAACCCAGAACAAGACUCGUCUUGUUGGGCCUAACUGUCCUGGUAUCAUUGCUCCCGGUCAAUGCAAAAUUGGUAUCAUGCCUGGUUUCAUUCACAAGCGGGGCCGUGUUGGUAUUGUUUCUCGUUCCGGUACUCUCACAUACGAGGCCGUGAACCAGACCACUCAGGCUGGACUCGGUCAGUCCCUCGUUGUCGGUAUUGGUGGUGACCCCUUCUCUGGCACCAACUUCAUCGAUUGCCUGCGUAUCUUCCUCGAGGAUGAGGAGACUGAUGGUAUCAUCAUGAUCGGUGAAAUCGGUGGUAGUGCCGAAGAGGAUGCUGCCGAGUUCUUCAAGGCCAACAACAAGCACAACAAGCCUGCUGUUGGUUUCAUUGCUGGUAUCAGUGCUCCACCGGGCCGCCGUAUGGGCCACGCCGGUGCCAUCGUCAGCGGCGGCAAGGGAGGUGCUGACUCUAAGAUCUCUGCUCUGGAGAGCGCUGGUGUUGUUGUUGAGCGCAGCCCGGCUUCCCUUGGCAAGUCUCUGCUUGCCGAAUUCGUGAAGAGAGACCUUGUCUAAUUCUGAUCGCAAACACCUUCAUUUAUAUUCAGCACGAGGCUGUGUGGGUCGCCGUCCUGACGCUCGGUCGACAGUUCAAGACGCCACUGAAAAGCAUCGAGGCGAUGAUUGUUAAUCUCCUGCUCUCUGCUAGAUUCCCGUACUUCAUCUGAAGUUCUUUUUGGAGCUCUUCUGUACUUUUUCUGUCAUUGUCAUUUCAAGUUUUAGAGGCGGUAGGAGGUAAUUAGUUUCCUGUAAAUCUUGAAUAAUCUAUC